This is a messenger RNA of Maniola jurtina (meadow brown), 622 nucleotides long. Its product is annotated as allergen Tha p 1-like. Bases 137 to 529 code for a protein of 130 amino acids. The transcript has 3 exons. The record is from RefSeq and is a predicted model, not a curated record. NCBI's taxonomy places the organism in Eukaryota, Metazoa, Arthropoda, Insecta, Lepidoptera, Nymphalidae.
UAUAAUGACGGUGGGGGAGGAGGGCAAAUUAGACGUUUGAAGCUUGACUCUAUCCAUUAUAAAUACAGCCAGUGACCACUCUGUGAUCAUAACUUCAUAAGUCACCAACACGUUGUGCAACAUCUAUUGUGAUACGAUGAUUUCGAAGACAUGUGUGGUGCUGUGCUGCCUUCUAGGGGCGGUACUAGCCGAGGAGAAAUAUUCGGACAAGUAUGACAACUUCGACUUGAAUGAGGUUCUGGAAAAUAAAAGAUUAUUGAUAUCUUACGCCAACUGCAUUCUUGAUAAGGGGAAGUGCACCCCUGAAGGAAAGGAAUUAAGAGACCACAUUCAGGAGGCUCUCGAGACUGGCUGUAAAAAAUGUACAGACGCCCAAUCAAAGGGAGUUACAACCGUGAUAAACCACUUAAUCAAGAACGAGCCUGAAAUCUGGAAGGAGCUGAUUGCCAAGUAUGACCCUCAAGGGAUCUGGAGGAAGAAAUAUGAGGACCUUGCGAAAGAAAGAGGAAUUGUCAUGACCUCGAAAUAAGAUUAUUUCCACAAAAACCGAUAGAUGAUGAAUUUUUAUACCUAUUUUGUUUACCUGUUGAUUUUGUAAUAAAAAUAUAUUUAUGAAUCUUAA